Messenger RNA from Ectocarpus sp. CCAP 1310/34, 2621 nucleotides. NCBI's taxonomy places the organism in Eukaryota, Phaeophyceae, Ectocarpales, Ectocarpaceae. The record is from the annotation of a GenBank genome assembly.
AUGGGCGUCAUGUUCCUCCCGAGCAAGAUCCCCCCCAAGCGGCCGCCUCCCAUGGACUACGACUCUGAAGACUCUGACGACGAUAUGGGUAUGGGUGCGGCGGGCUGCGGCGGGUCUGGUGCCGCCUCGCCGGCGCCGUUCUCUUGCGACCCGGAGGGCGCGCUGUUCCGCCUGCGGCCACUGAGCUACCGCUGCCCCGAUCAGGCGCCGGCCGCCAGGCUCAAGACGCUGCCGCUGGGGCUGCUCCCAUUGCCGCACCAGCUGCCAGCCCCCCCUCACGAGUACUCGAGGACCUACGGGUACCGCGUCGUGGACCGGCCGUGGGUGUGGAACCGCAACCUCCCCAAGCCCGACAUCUUCGGAAAGACCGUCCAGCUCGCCAAGGAGAAGAAGUGACGGGCUGGCUGGUGUCUCGAGAAGCAAGCCCACUCACAUGUGGGAGGUCAAGAACCCGCUGCUACCGCGGUGUUUCUUGUGUUGACAGUAGGGGGGGGGGGGGGGGGGGGCUACGUAACCCUUCCGCCCCCCUCCCCCUGCCAGGUCGGUCGGUGGGUGUGUUGGGAGGAGACUGAGCUCAUCCGCAACAAGUGGACCACGCUACGCCGCCGGUGAUAGUCCUACGCAAAAAUAAACAAAGAAAAAGGGACGAAGAUGUGAGGGCAACGCGAAAAACAAGCGAAAGCGCCAUCAUGCGCGAUGUGAGAAGGAAGGACCGAGAUGUAAGGGCAACGCGAAAAAGAAAGCGAAAGCACCAUCAUGCGCGAUGUGAUCAGCCUCUGCCAAAGAAAGUAGAGACGGCAAAAGGUCAAGCUACUCCCCCAUUCAUGGAAGGUGCGUCGUUCAUGCGCUCACAACAAAGGCGUCGACAGCAGUGGCGGACCAGAGCAAGUUACGGCGCACAACGACGGGCUCGAAACAUCGGGGGGUUGUCGUCAUUCCGGCAGACGACCCGACUUGUCGUGGUGUCGUUCGUUGGCGAGCGAGCUCUGCCGUAGAGUCGACAAAACUGUAGUAUAACAAAAUGUAGAGUACGUUUGUGUGCUUAGCUUGACACGAGCAUGCCGUUUCUUUAUUCUUCUUGUGUGUGCUGUGCAAUUAGUGCAAUUAGUGUGUACAACACGGAUUAGCGAGUAGUGGUGUUUUCGCACUGGCUUUUGCGUAGCUCUGGUGGAAAUUGCCGAGCGUGUGUAGUUGAUGUUGUUGCCACCCAGUGUUCAAGGGCACAAUAGGAUGCACCUGGAAGACUUGUGUUAGGUUUGCGAGUGGCACAUAAGGCCAAAUGUGGGUUGGUUCGUCUUUCUUCUGUCUCAAUUCUGUGUCCUACGACGGUACUUGAGAGCUACUGUAACCUUGGGCGUAACAGCCCCACACUAGACUAGAAGCCGACGUUAUUGACUCCGGCCGGAUUGUUGUGCUUUGAGUGUUUCGCGCCGUGGUUUGGGACUGACGGUAGAUACGCAACUGUCGUGUGCGUGUCUCUUUGUCAUCGUGUGUGCGUCUUUGUUGUCAGCAUCGACCGCGCUAACCGGUUGGACGAAAUAAUGUUCUGGGAGUGUUCUCUCGAGUGCUGCAGUGUUCAAUAGAAUUGUUUAUUUGUUACGUAAAAGCCGCAGAGUUUACAGCUUAACGUUUAUCACAAGCUUUCGUCUAUUUUUCACUCUCCCCAGAGGGACGGACGGCAUGUGCUGUAUGCGAGCGGAGGGUUCUGUCGCGUGAGCGUUAGUGUGCGCGUAGCAAGUGCGGGCAUAAAAUUGUGUGGUGUGGUCUGUGCAGUACUAGUAGCUCAAGAAAAAGGAGAGGGUUUAUUCAACGAUGGUCAUGUGGUCGCGGUUGUACUGAUGAAAUGCGUAUUUGCCGUCUCUGGCCCGUCUUGCUUUGUUCAAGCGGCCGAGGAGCUUGCGCUUCCUUCAGUGGAACCUCGUGGCCUACAGGAUGACUGCAAUCGUACAGCAGUAUCGACUGCGCUCACCGGCUGACCACAAAGACCAGUCUCUUGUAUUAUCUGAUUUGUCUGUAUGUGCACUUGUGUUUGUCAAACGUCAUACGCGGACGAUCCUCACGAAGGGCUCUUGUUUGCGCUAUCGCACGGACUCUACUUGUGGUGUGUCGUCGAAUCAAGUUGGUGCCUGCGCUCGGUCUGAUGAUGAUGCUGUUUUUGCGUUGGGAGAGAGGUGGCGGCGCAUUGUUCUCGGCGGUGCUGCGCCAGCGGUUCAUCUCUUGUCUCGUGCGGCGUGCGUCGUGUAGGUGUUGUGUCUUUUUUUGCGUGUAUUCGUCCUUGCAUUGCUGCUACGGCACGUGUGUGUUCAGUACGUUCGGUGCGUGAGUUGUGUAUGGUAUGCAUAUCCCAUCGAGUCGACUUGUGCUUUCGUGAGGCGUCCGGGUGGCAAGUUGUCUCUGUAUGCUCUCCUCAACUUCGAGAGCAUCGACCGCGACGCUAAUCAGCCGACCAAAUGAAAACGUCAGCUUACACGAUAGCGGGACAGAGGUGUGUGUGUUUUGUGUUCUUCGUCUAGGAGCAUGUUGGCGGCGUACAGCAAUGUUAUCUCACGGCGUAGGUGGAGUGUUGAUGCCGUGUAGCGUGCAAUGUGCAAACGUUGCUAGCUUUUCUGAAGAUCGUUGGU